UCUCCACCCCACCCCCUCUUUCUGGCGUCCAUCCCCUCCCCAACUCCACCUCUGCUGCUGCCUCUGGCUGUGGACCUGCACCUCUUCCCCAUCCCCGACAGGCCUGGGGAGCGGGGUGAGCCUGGAUGAGAGCUCCCACAACCUGGGGCUCUCCCAGGCCAUGGCCCCAGUGCUCCCAGGGAGGAGCCCCAGACCCUGAGCAUCUGCUGGAGGCUUGGCAGAGGCCCCGCGGGGACCGUGUCUUCUGAGGACAAAAGGCGGCGGCCAGCGGGCAGACAGGGAGGGGGAAGGGGGGACCGGCAGCCAGGUGGGCAGACGGGUAGCAGGGGUCAGUGCUGGCCCCCCUCUCAGCUUGGCGGUGGCGUGAAGAUGGGGGUGGGAGUGUGUAGUUGGGGAAGCACCUGCCUGGACCCCCACCUGCCAGCUAGCUGGGCACCCCAAGGCUGUGUGCUGCCCACCUGGUGUUCCCCAACACCCCCAGCCCUGCCCAGUGCACUCCUCCAGUGCCUGCUUCCCCUGAUGUCUGCGAUUUAGACCAGCCCGGCUGUAUCCACGGCAACAGAAGCAGGAGUGUCACUGGCUGCCAGAUCACGAAGGGUCCCACAAUGUGGCCUGGGCUGUGAUUUAUCCUGAGUGAGACAGCUUGAGCCCCCUCCCUCGAUUCCAAGACAGCCCUGCUGAGAGAGCCUAGGUGCAGCCCAGCAGGACAACUGAUGGAGUCCCCCGGGGCCCAUCGAGUACCGGACUGGCUGACCCCAUAGGGUUGGGAGCAGCCCCUGCCCCUCAGUAUGGCCAACACCACUGGAGAGCCCGAGGAGGUGAGUGGCGCACUGUCUCCGCCAUCAGCAUCGGCUUACGUGAAGCUGGUGCUGCUGGGACUGAUCAUGUGCGUGAGCCUGGCGGGCAAUGCCAUCUUGUCCCUGCUGGUGCUCAAGGAGCGUGCCCUGCACAAGGCUCCUUACUACUUUCUGCUGGACCUGUGCCUGGCUGAUGGCAUACGCUCUGCCGUCUGCUUCCCCUUUGUGCUGGCUUCUGUGCGCCACGGCUCCUCAUGGACCUUCAGUGCGCUCAGCUGCAAGAUUGUGGCCUUUAUGGCCGUGCUCUUUUGCUUCCAUGCGGCCUUCAUGCUGUUCUGCAUCAGCGUCACACGCUACAUGGCCAUCGCCCACCACCGCUUCUACGCCAAGCGCAUGACACUCUGGACAUGCGCAGCUGUCAUCUGCAUGGCCUGGACCCUGUCUGUGGCCAUGGCCUUCCCACCUGUCUUCGACGUGGGCACCUACAAGUUCAUCCGUGAGGAGGACCAGUGCAUCUUUGAGCAUCGCUACUUCAAGGCCAAUGACACGCUGGGCUUCAUGCUUAUGUUGGCUGUGCUCAUGGCAGCCACACAUGCUGUCUAUGGCAAGCUGCUCCUCUUCGAGUAUCGACACCGCAAGAUGAAGCCCGUGCAGAUGGUACCAGCCAUCAGCCAGAACUGGACAUUCCAUGGCCCUGGGGCCACCGGCCAGGCUGCUGCCAACUGGAUCGCUGGCUUUGGCCGUGGGCCCAUGCCACCAACCCUGCUGGGUAUCCGGCAGAAUGGGCAUGCAGCCAGCCGGCGGCUGCUGGGCAUGGACGAGGUCAAGGGUGAAAAGCAGCUGGGCCGUAUGUUCUACGCGAUCACACUGCUCUUCCUGCUCCUCUGGUCACCCUACAUUGUGGCCUGCUACUGGCGAGUGUUUGUGAAAGCCUGUGCCGUGCCCCACCGUUACCUGGCCACCGCUGUUUGGAUGAGCUUCGCCCAGGCUGCCGUCAACCCGAUCGUCUGCUUCCUGCUCAACAAGGACCUCAAGAAGUGCCUGAGGACUCACGCCCCCUGCUGGGGCACAGGAGGUGCCCCGGCUCCUAGAGAACCCUACUGUGUCAUGUGAAGCAGGCUGGUAGGCAGACAGGCAGGGAGAAAGUCAGGGCCACCAUGAUGGGGCCAACAGAAGGGGAGAGGUGGGGCUCCAUACAGGAGCCUUUCUUUCUGAGCUCCAGCCCCAGCCCCUCGAACCACCUGGAAUCUAGGCACCUUUGCCAGCACCUCCCCAGGGUUGGGGACUGGGUGGGGGACUAGGAAAGAGGCAUUUCUAGUUCUGUGGGGCCCGUCUCCGCCACCUCCUUCUCCACUUCUACAAUCUCUCUCUCUCUCCCCCCCCCCCCACCUCUCUCUCUCACACACACACAGAAGUGACAAUUCAGAAAAAAAAAAACCUGAAAAUGCAGGGUUUUCUACUCACAGCUGAGGAGACAGGCUUUCUUGCUUUAAUGUCUCUCCUCUGACAUUGUCCAGAAGGGGGAAAUUUGUCCUGUAAAAUAGACUUCCAGAGCCCUUAUUGUCCCCUCUGCUCCCACGUACCCUCCCCUUCCAAGUCCUUUAGCAAGGCCUGGAUGUUUAGGGAGAAAUUGAUCUGCUGACAAGAGGGACCGAAGGGCGUGCUGGGUUCCCAGGGAGCAAGGAAUGUUUAAUUGCUACGUUGUGUGCAAUGUUGUUUUAGGCUAACCCUGGUCCCAAGCCCGGUCUUUUCUCUGUCCCCACCAUGUCCAGACCUCCCAAGUGUUUCUUGAGCAUCUGUUUGAGAAGCCAGGAGGGGAGGGAGAAGGGCUUCUGGGAUGGGCCCAGGUUAGGUGAAGAGCAGGAUGUGAGUACAUGCCUUGAGCUGAAGAGACCCCAGCUUGGCUGCAUUCUCUCAGGCUGCUUCCUGGAUCCCCGUCCCCCAACUCUUCUUCUUGAGGAUGGAAAUCCACUCCAACCCCACCGGGGUUGAUGUGGGUGCCAUACAGGCAGGAGCAGCCCCCCACCCAUGGAAGUGUAGGGAGAAAGUCAAACUCUCCAGAAUGGCUGGAUCCCAAAGGCUGGGGUCAGAGUGGAAUUCAACCCCAGAAUUGUCUCCUGAGUUCAUGAUACUCUCCUGAAGAUGAAAAUUCUUUGAGGGCCUUGGUAAGUCAUAGUGGUAUGAACUCCAAGGCACUGUGGACUUGAGUCCAUUCCUCUCUGACCUCUUUUUGUCCCCCUCAAGCCUCAGGAGCCUCAAGCCCCUCUGUGGUAACCCUUGGCCUUCUGGGCCCUCAGCCCCCAACUUCCUUGCGCUGAACAGCCCUUCCUCUCUUCCUCCCUCCACCAUUACUUCCACCCCAAGUGGAGCAGACUGCAGCCAGAUUCCCCAGGUGGGAGAUCCCAAGCCUCCUUCCCAGGGCAGAGUCCACUCUGGGCUCCCAUCAAGUCUUAUGGACUGGUGAGCCAAACUGGCAUUCUUUGCCUGGUCUUGCCCAAGUUCUCUGUCCCCCUCUCAUCUCCUGGGAGAGAGGGAGAUCUGUAUUUAUCCACCCCCUUUCCCUUCCCUACAGAAGCCCUUGUCCUACACUCCCUCCCUACUCCAAGACAGCUCCAGAACUGGGCAAGCCUUGACCCAAGAGGGGUGGAGAAGGUACUCUAGGCAGGAGAGACAUGAAUGAGCCUGGCUAUGGAGUGGCCCUGGAAAGGCAGGCCAGAGUGGCUGAGAGGCUGGGGGUGG
Molecule: messenger RNA, 3536 nt
Organism: Balaenoptera ricei (Rice's whale)
Lineage: Eukaryota; Metazoa; Chordata; Mammalia; Artiodactyla; Balaenopteridae
Gene: GPR173
Product: G protein-coupled receptor 173
Exons: 2
Coding region: 789-1910 (373 amino acids)
Biological process (GO): G protein-coupled receptor signaling pathway
Cellular component (GO): plasma membrane
Molecular function (GO): G protein-coupled receptor activity
Source: RefSeq, a predicted model, not a curated record